Molecule: messenger RNA, 1951 nt
Organism: Anguilla anguilla (European eel)
Lineage: Eukaryota; Metazoa; Chordata; Actinopteri; Anguilliformes; Anguillidae
Product: B-cell receptor CD22-like
Exons: 7
Coding region: 902-1918 (338 amino acids)
Source: RefSeq, a predicted model, not a curated record
UGUCUGUGGUCAGGGUGGCGCUCAUUUGAAAUUAGGCAGCUUCACCCACAGCCGUGCCCGCUACUCCUCUGCACAAAAGAGCCAAGCAGGGGCACAGUACCCACUUUGGGGCACCAGAGCCGUGAUACUUUCACAAAGAUAACUACACCUGUCCGCUCCUUUUAUCUUCUGCGAAAGUAAGUGCAAUCUUUAUGUUGAUCUGGGGGUUAUAGGCUAGGCUACAGCAGCAAAAUAUUGUCAUUUGCAUUGGAACAUGUUUCCCUCUUUUUUCUGGCUUUUAAACUACUGUUAACAUAUUUUACACAGCUGUGAUGCUCAUGUAGCUCUUUAAUGUUUUUAUAUUCAUUAUUGUGUACCAAUAUGUCAAAUUACACAGUGAAGUUGCAUUCUUGGAAAAUAAUCUUUGUUGUCUAUAAUUUGAUUUUAUAUUGUCAUUCUGCAACCAUGUUAAACUGCAUGAGCUACUGCCUGUCUUGGCCAGGACACUCUUGAAAAAUAGAUUUUUAAAUUCAACAAUAAUCUCCUGGUUAAAUAAAAAUGUAAUAAUGUUUACAAAUAGAAACAAUUAUUCUUAAAGCUUUGCAUACAUCACAGUCAGUCUGCCAUGUUCAGAAAUAUGAGCCUGUCAGCAGGGCCGUUUCAGACAGUUUGAAAACCGUUAAGAUCACACCUCCUCUACCAGCGCCGAUGCAGCCAUGCCCCAAACAUCCUCAACAGUAUUUUUGUAAGCCCUUCUCUCUGCCUCAGUCCUCCAGACCCCUGUCUGAAGAUAUUACAGUUUAAUAUUGUAUUAUAGUCUGUGCAGAUUAUAAUCUCCAAACUCAAGUCACUUUUAAAGUGUAAAUAAUAAUCAAGACCUGUAUGUGCGUAUUUGGAUAAAAAAUUUCAAUCUGAUGCAGCCAUGCUCUUAAAAAUCUUGUUGGUAAUCGUCCUCUCUGUGUCAGGUGUUCUGUGCCAGUGGGAAUGGGGAGUGACUUACACCCCUGAGAGAAUCUGUGCCUUAAAGGGGUCUUCAGUAGACAUGCGCUGCACUUACUCAUAUCCCCCAUACUGCACUGUGCAGAAAACAUUCUGGUUUAUUCACUGGAAUGAGCCACAGGGGCCUGAGGACCUGUCCCAGGACUCAGAGUACACUCACCGUGUGGAGUACCUGGGGAAUCAGAACAGUGACUGCACUUUCAGAAUAAACCAACUGAAAGAAAGCGAUUCAGCAAUAUAUCGCUUCAGGUUCCUGACUGACAGCCAACAUGGAAAAUAUUUUGGUCAGCCUGGAGUCUCAUUGACAGUUACAGGUCUUCAGGUGAAAGUGACAGAGAAUGAGGCACAGAGUGUAACACUGACCUGUAGCAGCACCUGCACUUUGAGUGGCAGCUCAACCUUUACCUGGUACAAGAAUGGAGAAGUUGUGCCCUAUGAGUAUAAAUACUCCCUCAAUGUAGCCAGCACUGAUGAUACAGAUCUCUACUCCUGUGCUACAGGAGGAGUCACUUCCCCUGCAGUCAAUGUGAAAUAUCCUCCGAAGAGCGUCUCAGUAUCAGUGAGCCCCUCUGGUGAAAUAGUGGAGGGCAGUUCAGUGACUCUGACCUGCAGCAGCGAUACCAACACACCAGUGCAGAAAUACACCUGGUUAAAGAAGACUGGAUCUGUAUUCUCGAGGAGAGGAUCAGAACGGAGUUACAUCAUUAAAAACAUCACACUGCAGGAUGCAGGAGAAUACUACUGUGUGGUAGAGAAUGCGAUUCGGGCAGAAAGAUCUCCUCCUAAACAUCUUGAUGUGCAGUGUGAGUAUAUCAGUGCAUCUCAGCUUCAGACACACAGAGCAGAGAGCCAGUAUCUCCUGAGUAUCUUUAGGAAACUUUGCAAUCGUAAGACACUGAGUAAAGCAGUCACACUGGCCAGUGAAGGGAGAAUCUUAUGAAGAUAUGAUUAAUUUAACAUGAUGAGUAAGCCA